This is a messenger RNA of Misgurnus anguillicaudatus (oriental weatherfish), 1837 nucleotides long. RefSeq names its product atypical chemokine receptor 3a (gene ackr3a). Gene Ontology annotation, biological process: vasculogenesis; G protein-coupled receptor signaling pathway; angiogenesis. The record is from RefSeq and is a predicted model, not a curated record. NCBI's taxonomy places the organism in Eukaryota, Metazoa, Chordata, Actinopteri, Cypriniformes, Cobitidae. Gene Ontology annotation, cellular component: membrane. Gene Ontology annotation, molecular function: coreceptor activity; G protein-coupled receptor activity; chemokine binding.
UUUCGUCUCAGAUGGGCGUCACCGCUUUCACUUACUCUAUUUAAACAACCUGCAGCGGAUGCGUGAUUCAUAUCUGUGCCGCAUUAAAACUACAUCGAGGAAUAACUUUGCCCAUUGACUGAACAUUAUAAGUGCAAAAUGACAGAGUCGCUGUCUUCACCUUCAAAUAAAAAGAUGAGUGUAAGUGCCAAUGAACUGAUUGAAUUCUUUGAAAUGUGGGAUGAAUUUAACUUCACCGAUGCCAGUGACAACAUAUCGCAGGUGGAAGUACACACGUGCCUAACUUCCUUUAAUCGUUCUGCCCUUCUAAAUGUAAUGUGCACCCUCUAUGCCUUCAUUUUUGUUGUGGGCCUUGCCGCCAACGCACUGGUAGUGUGGGUCAACCUGCGCUCACAGCGUCACUAUCACGAAACACAUUUGUAUAUCCUAAACCUGGCGGUGGCUGACCUGUGUGUGGUAGCUACUUUGCCCGUGUGGAUAAGCUCGCUGGCACAGGGUGGUCACUGGCCAUUUGGUCAGGUGGCUUGCAAGCUAACGCAUCUUCUCUUCAGCGUCAACCUGUUCGCUAGCAUCUUUUUCUUGGCUUGCAUGAGCGUGGACCGGUAUGUUUCGGUAGUGCGCACGGGGGAGAUAUCUCACAGAUGGGGACGGCGAAUACGCCGUUUGGUGUGUGCCGCAACAUGGCUCCUUGCUCUGUUCGCAUCACUUCCGGACACAUACUUCCUGCAGUCGGUGAAGUCGCUACAUGGUCAUGCGACUUUGUGUCGCCCUGAGUAUCCAGAGGAGAACCCUUUGGAGUGGAUGGUGGGAAUUCAGUUGAGUUUUGUGGUUUUAGGAUUUGCAAUCCCUUUCCCCAUUAUAGCAGUGUCUUACGCCCUGCUGGCAAACACUCUGGCGUCGUCUUCCUCCUCUAAUUCCCCAUCAAAUGAAGAUCAGGAUCGCAGCGUCAGCAGGAAGGUCAUCCUCACUUACAUUGUGGUCUUCAUAGCUUGCUGGGCACCAUAUCAUAGCGUGCUCCUAGCCGACGCUCUGGUCAUGUUAGGAGUGCUUCCUAUGGGCUGCAGCGCGGAGAACUCUCUCUUCGUUGCGCUGAACCUCACGCAGUGCCUGUCAUUGCUACACUGCUGUGUGAACCCCGUGGUCUACAGCUUCGCCCAUCGCCAUUACCGAUAUGACCUCAUGAAGGCCUUCAUCUUCAAAUACUCCACUCGUACCGGGCUGACACGUCUGAUAGAGGGCUCUCAGGGCACCGAGACGGAGUACGCGGUGGUGGAGAACACCCCUACAGCCGUGAGCUAGGACCUUGGGGACCUUCACCCUCCACCACCAAAGUUCUGCACUGCUUCAAAUAUGACCUCACCUGACAUGUUUCAGAUCUGGUCUUCCAGAUAAACAACACUGAAUUAGAACUGAAUGUUUUUCAUCAUAGGUCUAAAUGGUCAACGUUGGUCUCGAAGACGUUGAAAGCUCUUGAGCUUUGGAAUAUCUCCAAAUGCAGUUACACAGGAAUGUACCAAAGACAGAUGGGAUCUUAUUUUAACCUCAGAGCCAUGAGCAUCUAUCCAAAUUGCCAGCAGGCUUUACAAUGUGUUUAACCAAGUUUAAGAAAACUUGGUUUAGGGUUACAGUGUGUUACAGUUUGAUACGGUAUCGUUCAAGGAUGGCUGGCACAUCUCACAUACAAUGAUCAGAACUAAAAAUGACAUGUUAGAAAUGUGUUGAAUUUUGACAAGAACUUCUAAACAUUUCAAGUUAUAGAAUAUACAAGAAUUUCAAAUUUAUCCAAAAGUGUCUUACUUCUUAAAAUACCAAAAAUAAAUAAAGCAUAAAUAUUUUA